Molecule: messenger RNA, 730 nt
Organism: Cimex lectularius (bed bug)
Lineage: Eukaryota; Metazoa; Arthropoda; Insecta; Hemiptera; Cimicidae
Product: MAGE-like protein 2
Exons: 1
Coding region: 2-730 (242 amino acids)
Source: RefSeq, a predicted model, not a curated record
GAUGAAAACAGUUACAGUUGCUCUCUGUUUAGUUUUAGUCUUGUUGGCUUCUGCGGAAGAUCACAAAAGUUAUCAUGAAAUCAAGCAGCAUAGGACGAUAUACGUGACCAAGGAAGAAAAAGUUCCGUACCCGGUUAAGGUCGAAAAGGAAGAGAAGUACCCGAUCCACGUCCACGUCGAUCAUCCAGUGCCUUACGAAGUAGAAAAGCCUGUUCCUUACACCGUUGAGAAGAAAGUCCCCGUGGAAGUCAAAGUGUACGUCCCAGAACCGUACCCCGUCGAGAAAAUCGUCCGUGUUCCGGUCAAAGUCGAAGUACCUCACCCAGUGCCAUACAAAGUCGAGAAACCUGUGCCCUAUGAAGUUGUCAAGGAAGUCAAAGUCCCCGAAUACAAAGAAGUCCCCGUCCCAGUGAAUGUCUACUACGACGUCCCCAAACCUUAUGACGUGCUGGUCACCUUGGAGAAAAAAGUGCCCUAUUACGUCGAGAAGAAAGUACCCGUUGAAGUCAAUGUCACGGUCGAGAAGCCAUACAAAGUCGAAGUGCCCAAGCCUUAUGAAGUGAUCGUCGAGAAACCUUAUCCAGUCACCGUAGAGAAAAAAGUCCCAGUUUACGUCAAAGUUCCAGAAUACUACAGAGUCCACAAGCCUGUCCACGUUGAAUCUCACAAAGAAGAAAAACACGGUCAAGAAGAAUUUAAGAACAGUGAAAAAUCACACAAAACUGACUGA